Molecule: messenger RNA, 776 nt
Organism: Pyrus x bretschneideri (Chinese white pear)
Lineage: Eukaryota; Viridiplantae; Streptophyta; Magnoliopsida; Rosales; Rosaceae
Product: protein LOL2
Source: RefSeq, a predicted model, not a curated record
GAACGACAUCGUAUCAUGACACGUCGUUUUCUGCAACCCGCCGUUUGGCCAAGCAACAGCAAGAGAGAGGCACAUAGGAGAAGGAUGGAUAGCAAAGUGGAGGUAGACGAAGCGCCGCAGCCGGAGCUCCAAUCCACCGCCGCACAGCCAUCACCGCCUUCGGAAAUAGCUCAAAUGGUUUGUGGCUCUUGCCGCCGCCUGCUUAAGUAUCCACGAGGAGCCAGACAUGUCGAAUGCUCGUGCUGUCAGACAGUCAACUUUGUUUUAGAAGCUCAUCAGGUUGGACAAGUUAAAUGUGGUAGUUGUGCAGUGUUGCUGAUGUACCCAUAUGGAGCGGCGUCCGUCAGGUGUUCCUCUUGCAAUUUUGUGACAGAAGUUGGAGAACACAACAAGCGCCCGCCAUGGUCCGUCCAACAGGGGCAAUCACCAGCUCCUCCUAAUCCUGCUCACUAAACUGCUCAUGCGAGUGAGGCAGUCCGGAAAUUGUUACUAGCAUCCGAAGCUUGGCAGUACUCUGCCUUAUAUUGCCGUUGCAUGGAUUGGGGAAGAACGAAGGGCUUACACCAGAACUGGUUGAUUUGAUCUUCGCAGGAAAGGAUCUUCUUGGUACGAUCGACAAUGAACAACUCUUCUCCAAAUUUAAUUUGCGACUGUAUAUGAAGUUAAACUGCUGAGCCAUAAUGAGCUGUUUCGGACGAAAAUGUAACGAGACGGAUUUGACAUUAUGUUCGCUAAACUAUUUGAGAGAAAUGAUAUGUUGUGUGACAACCAACAAA